CGGGUGUGACGUGCCUGUCAAUGUCGCUAAUUGACAAACAAACGACGAUGAGGUAGUGUCAUCGCUGCAAGUCAGUGCUGCUGCUGUUGACACGUCAAGAAGGUAUAAGUAUCGUGCUCUGCUUGCUGCUUUUGUACCUCAUCUCAUCAUUCCAUUCUCAUCACAUCUUCUCUACUGCCACCACAUCAAACAACACUUUCUACAAACCCACCAAACACACACAAUCAAUAUGUCUGCCGAGUACACUCCCGAGACCUCCACUGGCGUCGCCAGCGACAACGACUACGCCAGCCGUACUGGUCAGAACGAGAUCCCCGUCCAGAAGGACGAGGCUGCCAUCGAGGACCCCAUUGACCCUGACACUGCCGACUCCGACAAGGUUCUUGAGCAAGAUGAGAAGGCUGCCAUGAACGAGGACAACAUCCUUGACGAGCGCACCCGUGGUGCUGCUAAGCCCAAGGGUACUUAUACCGAGCCCGGAGAUGAUGAGGGUCUUCCUGGACCUGAGGACGGCACCUCUGCUGUUGCCCAGUAAAUGCUUCUCAAAGUCAUUAUACCCUCUCUCGACUUUGAUGGCGUAUGAAUAGCGAUGGAUAAGCGAUGUACUAUUAGUUAAUCACCUUUAUGAAUUGAUGUCACGUUAUCAACCUUGU
Aureobasidium subglaciale EXF-2481 is the source of this 653-nucleotide messenger RNA. RefSeq lists its product as uncharacterized. The transcript is spliced from 2 exons. Lineage: Eukaryota; Fungi; Ascomycota; Dothideomycetes; Dothideales; Saccotheciaceae. The record is from RefSeq and is a predicted model, not a curated record. The coding region runs from base 230 to 535 and encodes 101 amino acids.